AUGGGAAGAUCCCCUUGUUGUGAUGAGACCGGUUUGAAGAAAGGGCCAUGGUCACAGGAAGAAGAUGUUCUACUCAUGAAUUACAUUCAGAACAACGGCCAUGGAAGUUGGCGAGCCCUUCCUAGGCGAGCGGGGCUCAACAGGUGCGGAAAGAGUUGUAGGUUACGCUGGAAUAACUAUCUUAGGCCUGAUAUUAAACGGGGGAAUUUCUCGGAGGAGGAAGAGCAAGUUAUUAUCAAGCUUCACUCACUUCUUGGAAACAAGUGGUCCAGAAUUGCUACUCAACUUCCGGGGCGAACUGAUAAUGAGAUAAAGAAUUACUGGAACACUCACUUGGCAAAGAAGUUGUUUAAAAUGGGUAUUGAUCCUAAGACUCAUCAACCAUUACCCAAAGUCGAUAUACUCGAUGAGCUUAACCAUUUACUAAACGAUCAAAACUUUAGUAACUUAAUGAGGUUCUAUGGCGACGGUAGUUUUAUUCCACAAGAGAACCUUUCGUUAAAUCGACUAGCAAACGAGAAGCUUAUACAAAACAUAAUGCAAGCAACCAGCCUAAACACAUUUCCACUCCAAGUUAUGAAUGCCAAUAUUAUAAAUAGUCUUUUUGGAAACCUAACUAGUUCAUAUUUGGAAGCAUUAGUCAUGGGCGCCAAUAAUAUUCCCAAUAACAUACCCGGCCUUGGUGAUGCCCCCGGUUUGGGUCCCAACCCUCAAAUGCUUGGCAACUUUUCUUCCCGUUGUGACCCUUUUGAUCUCGGGGGCCUUCUGGUUGAAGACGAAAAUGAAAAUACACUGCCAGCAUUAGUUGCCGACUUUGAGGCCAAGGAGAAAUGUACCCCUAUGAACAACGAACCGUCGUUGGAUUACAUCGGCUCGACAAAUUGGACAAGUUAUUGA
Messenger RNA from Impatiens glandulifera, 897 nucleotides. RefSeq names its product transcription factor MYB53-like. Bases 1 to 897 code for a protein of 298 amino acids. The transcript has 2 exons. The record is from RefSeq and is a predicted model, not a curated record. Lineage: Eukaryota; Viridiplantae; Streptophyta; Magnoliopsida; Ericales; Balsaminaceae.